Hypomesus transpacificus is the source of this 2688-nucleotide messenger RNA. It is a transcript of the gene fam20b, whose product is annotated as FAM20B glycosaminoglycan xylosylkinase. The transcript is spliced from 10 exons. Gene Ontology annotation, molecular function: phosphotransferase activity, alcohol group as acceptor. Gene Ontology annotation, biological process: protein phosphorylation. The record is from RefSeq and is a predicted model, not a curated record. The coding region runs from base 394 to 1623 and encodes 409 amino acids. Gene Ontology annotation, cellular component: Golgi apparatus. Lineage: Eukaryota; Metazoa; Chordata; Actinopteri; Osmeriformes; Osmeridae.
CUGAGGAACUGUACGUCGCCGCACCGGGCAUUGGAGGGAUGGAUUCACUGGGGGAACGACAGUGAUGACAGCCUACUAAAGCAUACGUUAGCUAACUUAAUAUUCUCAAGAUAACCUACACCACAGGGUAUUGGUCGUCGUGUGAGCACCUACAAGCAAAUAGCUUGCUUGCGUGGCGAACCACUGGAUUGACCGGUAUUGCAACCGACUGGUGUACCAGAGCCCAUAGCACCAGCCCCCAUACCUGCGUUGGCAGGACUUCCCACACAAGUGUGUGUCGGCCAGGGUGAAGGCGGGGGGGGGGAGUCAGGGCCAUGCUCCAAGACUGAGGAGGAUCCUCGGAGGCACUCGCCCAGGGUCGACGUCAGGGGUCCGGGAGCGGUUUCCGCGGCGAUGAAGCUAAAACAGCGCGUGGUGGUUCUGUGUGCCAUCCUUCUCCUGCUGGGCUUGGCUAAGAUCUUUCUGCUGGAUGGAGGAGAGGGCUCUGUGGCCAGCCGGAGGGAUCUCCGAGCCUUCCGCAAGAUGGAGGCAGGCCUCUCUCUCUCCAGGGGGGCUCGUCUCACCCACACCCUGCAGUCCCCGUGGGAGGUGGCGGGCCAGUGGGUGGGGCCCAGGGAGGUGUACCCGGAGGAGACCCCCGAGCUUGGGGCCGUCCUGACCGCCCUCAGCACCGCCCGGGUGGAGCGUGUCGAUGUGGGGUACAAGGGUACUCAGCUCAAAGCCCUGCUCGUGCUGGACGGGGGCCAGAAGGUGGUCUUCAAGCCCAAGAGGUACAACAGAGACCAUGUGGUGGAGGGGGAGCCGUACGCCGGCUACGACAGACACAACGCUGAGGUGGCCGCCUUUCACCUGGACAGGAUCCUGGGGUUCAGGAGGGCGCCCCUUGUUGUGGGGAGGUUCGUCAACCUCCGCACUGAGUUCAAGCCCGUGGCUACAGACCAGCUGCAGAGCACCUUCCUAAUGCAGGGUAAUAACAGCUGCUUCUAUGGGAAGUGUUACUACUGCAGAGAGAGCGAGCCAGCGUGUGCGGAGGGGGAGAUGAUGGAGGGCUCGCUGACCCUCUGGCUCCCUGAUGUGUGGCCCCUGCAGAAACACAGGCACCCCUGGGGACGUACCUACCGAGAGGGCAAACUGGCCAGGUGGGAGUACGACGAGAGUUACUGUGAGGCCGUAAAGAAGAUGCCCCCUUACGACGCUGGGCCCAGGCUAUUGGACGUCAUCGACACGGCCAUCUUUGAUUACCUCAUCGGUAACGCAGACCGCCAUCACUACGAGAGUUUCCAGGACGACGGGGGAGCCAGCAUGCUCAUCCUCCUUGACAACGCUAAAAGUUUUGGCAACGCAGCCCUGGAUGAACGCAGCAUCCUCGCCCCACUCUACCAGUGCUGCAUGGUGCGCGUGUCUACGUGGAACAGGCUGAACCUGCUGAGGGGCGGGGCCCUGAGCAGCACCAUGCGCCAGGCGCUCACCUUCGACCCCAUCACCCCCGUUCUGGCCGAGCCGCACCUCGCCGCGCUGGAUCGGCGCCUGGUGGGCAUCAUAGCAACCGUCAAGCAGUGCAUGGAGACGCAGGGCCAAGACAACACCCUCAUAGAGGACCGCAUGAACCUGCCCCACCCCUAGACCCCCUCCUCUCCCUCCAGACCCCCCACGGGCCCUGAGGGAAAGAGGGGGAUCACGAGAAGCCAGGAGAGGUUCCUAUGGACCUUAAAAGCCUCAUUUACUGGAGGCAGGGAGGGUAAGAGGGGAGGCAGAGGAUGUCACGACAUUCUGUCCGCUUUAGUCAGAGACAUGGUGUGGUUGGACAUAAUGGAUGAUGACCAUUGUGUUACUGUAUCUUCUUACGGUAUUUUCCCAGCUGCCUCGUCCCAGGGUCAUGGACAUGACCUUUCCUCUACCUGGUCCCCCUCCUCUGCCACCUCCUGUUUCAGGAAGUGAGAAGUCAGGUGACCUUUUGACAGAACUUCUCUUAAAACCGUUCCUCUUCCUCGCGAGGAGGAAAUACAAAAACAGAUGAAUUUAGGACUGGAUGUGGGAGCAUUCAGGACAGUUGGGGUGCGAAUAUGACCACUACCCCCCCCCCCCCACCACCACCACCACCACCUCUCCCUCCCCAUUGACUGGACAUAGUGUGAGAGACUGAGGAGUAGUGUGUGUCUGUGUGUGUGUGGGGGUGGGGGUGAGGGUGGGGAGUAAUGAUGUAUUAAGACUGGCAGAUUUUGUCAGGGGGCGUGGCAGGUGGACAUUAAGGAUCCGGAGCGAUUUCUCGCUUCCAGGGUGGACUUGAGUUCGAUCACAUGACGUCGCUGUUUAGUCGAUGCAGAUACUGAAUGCAGAUUUUCAUUUCAGUGCCAUUGUGAGUUAAGAUGUUUGGAUUGUAACGGUCGACUGUCAUGGAGAGAAGCCUGAGGCCCGAUGUGUACAUACUGAACUAACUUAAAUAGCAUUACUGAUAAAUGAGAAUUAUAAUAUUAAGGAACAUUAAUUUAGUAUUGUACGUGUGUGUGUGUACGCUUGCGUGUGUGUGUGUGAAGGAAUGACAGUGUGUGUGAGAGGUACCAAACAAUAAGUAAGUAAGCUACUGAUGUUGCAGGACUGGGGAAACAGUUGCAGGUGCACUGGUAUUGGUAACUUUAACAAUAAAAACAUGGCCUGUUUAAAAGCGCCUCUAACCUAGCCUCAGUGUGU